Triplophysa rosa is the source of this 2202-nucleotide messenger RNA. RefSeq names its product actin binding Rho activating protein b (gene abrab). The record is from RefSeq and is a predicted model, not a curated record. Gene Ontology annotation, cellular component: sarcomere. Gene Ontology annotation, biological process: positive regulation of Rho protein signal transduction; positive regulation of transcription by RNA polymerase II. Bases 51 to 1160 code for a protein of 369 amino acids. Gene Ontology annotation, molecular function: actin binding. The transcript has 2 exons. NCBI's taxonomy places the organism in Eukaryota, Metazoa, Chordata, Actinopteri, Cypriniformes, Nemacheilidae.
GCCACCAGGCAUAGGACGUGAAUGACGGAUUUCAUUCCUGGAGGUAAACCAUGUCAGCGGAAAACAUUACGAGGAAGCCUUCAGCGAACAAGAAUAUUAAAAAGCUGCGUGCCAUAAGCAUGGUGUGCAGCUUAACGCGUAGCUGGCAGCAGUGGGUUAGCGAUAAUGAGGAGAAGCAGGCCUGCGAACCCAGCGGGUGGGCCCCGGGAUGCCCUGAAGACCCCAAAGAUGCAAUUAAAGAAGCGGCCAAGAACCGUCUCUCUCAUUUGAGUCAGGACCCUACAAAGAGCCAAGGUGACGGGGAGGCCCCAGGAGAGUCCCUUAUCAGAACGGCACAGGUGAUCAAAACAGUGACCAGAGAUGUCCAGGAGAGAAGCGCAGGUAUUGAGUUUUUGACCAAACGCAUCUGUAAGGACCCGGCCACAGAUGAACUGGACAAGAUGUUGAGCAAGAAAGGGUCACCCACCCGCCGGAGGAUGUGCUCCAAUAUGGUUUCAGAGCUGAUGCAAGGGUGGAAGGAAAUAGAGAAGGAGAAAAUGCAGGCUAAGGAGGGAAAUGUUGAUAAUGAGUUUGCAGAAGAAAGAGACCUGCAGCUAGGAACCAACCAGGAAAAUGAUCAAACAAAUGAACAUACAGAAUCAUCUUCAAUCAGGAUAAAAAGAUCUACUUUGCUUGGGAGCAAGAAGGAUGUAGAGGAUGCCAACAAAAUAAACGCCCUGUCAAAGAAAUACAGCACUGUGGGCAACCUGAAAAACCGGUGGCAAAAUUGGGCCUCAGAGCAUUCCGUCAAUCAGAAGCUCAACCCCUUCAGCGAUGACUUUGAUUAUGAGUAUUCCAUGUCCACCCGUUUGCAGAAGGGUGAGGAAGGCUACGGGCGACCCAAAGAGGGCAGUAAGACAGCAGAAAGGGCCAAACGCGCCGAGGCACACAUCCACCGUGAGAUAGAUGACAUGUGCUUCGUUAUAAGGACUAUGGCGGAUCUGGAUCCAGAUGGACGCACUAGAGUGACCUUUGGGGAACUGUUUGACAGAUAUGUGCGAAUCUCUGAUAAAGUCGUGGGUAUCCUGAUGAGGGCCAGGAAGCAUGGAAAGGUGGAAUUUGAGGGUGAGAUGCUGUGGCAGGGUCAGGAUGAUAAUGUCAUUAUUACACUCUUAGUAUGACAUGGCGUUCACUCUGACCUCAUGUGAAGGUUUGCUGCUAUGGAUGAAAUGUAGAAAAUUACAAAAAAAAUGUUUUAUGUCAGAUAUAAGGUUUGUAAUUUUGCAAUCCGAGUUUUCUGAGCUGUCUCAGCUUGCAUUCUGUAUUGUUUACUUCUGUUUGAUGUAUUAGGAUGUAUUGUAUGUAGAAAGAUUAGUUUAAUUCCAGAUUAAAUAAUAUUUGUAAAAAAGGAAUUAUUCAUAGGAAAUCGGACUGUACAGUUACAGUAUAUUGUUCAGUCUCACACAGUCUGUCAUACAAUAAACAUCCAGAAGAGGGAGCAGUAAACUCACGCUACAAUCGCCCCCUCAUAUUAUCUCUGAAUUUAAUAUUAUACUAUUAUAGAAAGUAGACGAUAGAUGGGCCUGUAAAAUUGUGGGUGGGCUGGAAUAAUUCGUAUCACCCUUUCAACCGGUAACGUAAUCAUAGAAGAGAAUCUACAGACAGCUAUAUUAGCGCGCAGCUAAUAGGGCCGUAACGUAACUGACGUCAUGUGAGCGCUCCAUAUUCGUAAUAAAAUGUGGAUAUUAUUAUUAAUUUUAUUAAUAAACAAACAAUUCCAAUGUAUUUAUUUAAUUCAUACAACAUUUAGAAUGAAGGGUAAAGAAUAAUAUUUUAAAUAAUAAACACUUUCAAUGUUACUAAAUCGUUUAAUUACUAGUUUACUAUUAGUUAAGUAACUAAUAAUUAGUUACUAAAAGAUAUUUGAAAGAAUGCUUGUAACCAAACAGUUCUUGGACCCCAUUGACUACCACCAUAGUAGGAAUAAUUACAAUGGUAGCCCAAAGUGCCCCAACUGUUUGUUUUUCUACUUUCUUCCAAAUAUCUUCUCUGUGUUCAUCAGAACAAAUACAUUUUUACAGAUUUGGAACAACUUGAGGGUGAGUAAAUGAAGAAAUUUUCAUUUUUGUGUGAACUGUGCCUUUAAUGCCAGACGUUAUUUCCGGGUUUGAGAUGGGAAACACAUUAUGUGGAAACAAUCCGAGGUGUCUGGAACGGCUCUCA